AUGGCUAGUACAGGACAUAGUACUGUCUUCACUGCCAUAAAUAUUAAUACCAAUUGCACUAACAACAACUAUGGUUCGGCUACUGCCGGUGUUUACUCAUCUCAUAAUAGAUUGGAAGUCGAUGAGACUUUCAGUAAUGAAGAUGAUGAAGAGGGUUUUCCCGGAUUUCAGUUUGAAAGCUAUGAUGAUUUUGAACCCGCAUGUUCGGAUUCCGAAAAUUCCAUGCAGAAAGAAGUAAAGCUAACCGUCACCAGAACAAAUGAUUUUGAUGCAAUGCUUCAAAGAAAGGCUGCACAUCGUAUUGCUUUGAAAAAUAAGUUAAAAAGUUUUGAGUUGACAAAUGAGCAAUAUGCCAACUUAGUCGGUAGAAUGUUUGAUGCUGCUCAGGAAGAUGUGGAUCUAUACAAUAACAAGCAACCGGCUGUUAAGAAAGUUGCAAUGCUCAAGGAAAUUAAUGCCAUCUUCUCGCGCCCAUUCCAAGAAAUAAUGUUAGACUACAAUGUUUUGGGUGCGCUCACUGCUUGGAUAACUCCUAUAUCUGAACAUAACUUACCUUAUUACCCGAUACGGGAAGCUGUGCUCAACGCUCUACUUAAGCUAACAGGUACAGUUCGUAGCCGAAUUGUAGGUGGCGAAAUUGCUAAAGAAAGUGAAGCACCCUAUCAAAUUUCGCUACAGACUAUACCAGGCUCACACUUAUGCGGCGGUGCCAUUAUCGGUAAACAAUGGAUACUGACAGUAGCACAGUGUGUCAGCGGCUGGCCGGCUAAUUACUUACGUGUCGGUAUGGGCAGUAAUAAUUAUACUGAUCCACUUGUUAUACACUAUCCCGAUCGUAUUCUCACGCAUUGCCGCUACGACACACCAAAGUAUCAUAAUGAUAUUGCUUUAUUGCAUCUUAAUACAAGCAUUUCGUUUAAUUCAAAAAUACAAGCAAUAGCACUACCACUACGGAUGCCAAAUACAACAAUGGAAUUACAACUCACCGGUUGGGGUAGUACAGUGCUAUGGGGACCUACUCCUGAGUUGUUGCAGAAACUUUCUUUAAACUUCAUCACUCGGAAUGAAUGUCUCACACGUUUAGAGCAGUUUGACGACGUUAGUGUGGAUGUUUGCCAUAUCUGUGCCUUUUCACAGUCAGAUAGAUCUGCUUGUCAUGGAGAUGCCGGCAGUCCUUUAGUCAGUAAUAACGGUGCAACUCUAGUGGGCUUAUUAAAUUGGCAUUACUCCUGUGCGCAGGGGUUACCUGAUAUGUACACAAAUGUACUAUAUUAUCACGAUUGGAUACGUCAAGCGAUUAGUGGUAAUUUAAAGUGCAAACAUGUGCGAUGA
Messenger RNA from Teleopsis dalmanni, 1332 nucleotides. Its product is annotated as chymotrypsin-1-like. Gene Ontology annotation, biological process: proteolysis. Lineage: Eukaryota; Metazoa; Arthropoda; Insecta; Diptera; Diopsidae. Gene Ontology annotation, molecular function: serine-type endopeptidase activity. The record is from RefSeq and is a predicted model, not a curated record. The transcript has 4 exons. Bases 1 to 1332 code for a protein of 443 amino acids.